Molecule: messenger RNA, 1842 nt
Organism: Parascedosporium putredinis
Lineage: Eukaryota; Fungi; Ascomycota; Sordariomycetes; Microascales; Microascaceae
Source: the annotation of a GenBank genome assembly
AUGGGGGAAGCACUAUCUGCCGAUGAGGUUGCCCGCCGUCUUCAAGAAGCCCGCCCGCCCGCGACCGACACCUUUACCUACCUCGCUCUUCUCGACCAGCACAAGUCCCCCGAGCUCUUGCCUGCGCUCUUCGACAUCCUGCAGGAUGCCGAACUCACCAAGUCGAUUGGGUGGGACCUCGUCGACAUGCUCAUAGACGUCCCGGGCAGCGCAGAUUGUCUCGAGACUGUCGCCCGCCUCGGAAACCCCCGCGAAGUCAUCCUCAAGGUGCUCGAGGUGCUCGAAAAGAUGACCAUCCAGGACGAGGAGGACAAUGAGGACAAUGAAGAGGGCAUCCGUAACGGCCAAGACGAAGCCUCGCCCGAUAUCCCGAGCUCCUCGUCCAAGUUCAUCACCUUGCUGGGCAUGCUCGGCAUUCUCCACAAACGCCUCAAGGUCCGCUAUCCGUCCCGUUUUCUCCAUACCACGCUCCAGACCGUGAACCGAUGCUACGUCCCCACGCGCGAGCGGACCGCCGCCCUCGUCAGCUUCCACCACACUUACAACCCCUUUGAGGUUACCGACCCGUCUACGAAUGCCCCAGAUCCCGAGGCUGAGGCCGAAGACCCCGUCGAGGAGGAUCUCAUGGCUCGUCUUUUGCAGACUUUUAUCGUUUGUGUCUUUGAAACCUUUGUCAACGCAAACGAGAUUGGGUGGGCCUCUCGUCUUGUCGAGUUCUAUAAUCCGACCAAGAUCGUGCCUGGACGCAAGACCCUUAUGCAGUCCUUUCGCGAUGACCCCGACCUGCUAGCUAGGGAUGCCCUGCUUGGGCAGUUGGCGCCCGACUCCGAGAACCCCGAUCUAAUCAAGCUGCCUACUACCGGCAUGUGGUGUCUGACGGCGUACUGGGUAUUCGCUUCCGAGGUAUUCGAUAGCGCCUUCAUCAAGCCCGACAUGUACGUGUUCCCGGAUUUGCACAAGAUGGUGCAUCGCUACCUCGGUGACGAAGACGCCCAAGCCAAGAUUAUCGAGGCGCCUGGCGUGGUCGAGUCUCUUGUCGUCCUCGGCUCGUGGCUGUACGAGAACGAACGCAUAGUCUCUCCGAGGGUCGAACGGCCUCCAUUUAUGACGUUCCACCACUACCUCACCCUCUGCGCUGUUUUCCACCGCUCCCUUCCCAUCCGGCAUGCGGCGACCACUCUAGCUGGUCAGAUCCUCCAUGCCGAUCCCGACGAGGACGACCGCCUCAAGAUCCUCGACGACCUUCUCGAAAACUGUGUCUUCUCGUCACUUCAGGCUUGUGCAGUUACGUGGCUCCGCGAAGAGCUCAUCCACGCCGCCAAGGCCAAGGUGGACGGCGUCUUCUCCUCUUCCGAAUGCAUCGAGUCCCUCCAGUACAACCUCUUUCCCAACGUCUCGGAGCUCGCGAGCGCCGGGACCGACGAGCUUGUAGAGUUCUGGGCGGAGAACCACCCAUUCCACCUCCAGGUCGCCAACUUUGCCUACUUUUUGCUCGCUGGCAAGGAUUUCAGGGGCCUGGUUCCAGAGGGCAUGGCAGCCGCCGUGGGCCAACGCUACGUCGAGCCCAUGAUUGCGAUUGCGAAGACGCUGCAGGGGAAGACGGAAGGCGAAAAGAAUGCGCCGCCUGCGUUUCACAUGGAUGUGCAGUUUUCCCUCGCUAACGUCGUCGUUGCUGCUGCUGUGUCUUCCCGCGCGCACCUCCGCGUUCACCUCCACGUGCACCUCCUCGCACACCCCCUCGUGCGUUUCCGCGUCCACUUCCUCGUGCAUUUCCGCGUCCAUUUCCUCGUGAAUUCCCGCGUCCGCGCCCCCGCCAUUCUGUCCUCGCGACGGCCGAGGUGA